Molecule: messenger RNA, 7579 nt
Organism: Alosa sapidissima (American shad)
Lineage: Eukaryota; Metazoa; Chordata; Actinopteri; Clupeiformes; Clupeidae
Gene: chd4b
Product: chromodomain helicase DNA binding protein 4b
Exons: 40
Coding region: 455-6364 (1969 amino acids)
Biological process (GO): chromatin remodeling; negative regulation of transcription by RNA polymerase II
Cellular component (GO): chromatin; NuRD complex; nucleus
Molecular function (GO): chromatin binding; ATP hydrolysis activity; ATP binding
Source: RefSeq, a predicted model, not a curated record
AGGUAACUAUGCAGAGUUGUGUGAGUGUUCGAGAAGGGGGGGGGGGUGUUAUUAUGGGAUGCCUGCCCCCCCCUGAUCUCUUUGUGUGUGAGGAUGUUAGCUUACUGGUCAGUGACGCUGGGGGAAAAGAGACAGGGGAAGGAGUAGGCGACGUGUUUGGCGGAUUCGAAUUUUUAAAAGCUUCUUGACCGCUGGAUUUUACAAACAACAUUUUACUGACAUAUUACUAACUUCCUAGAAAUAAUUCUUAUAUUAUACGACGACGAAGUGUGUUUAUCUUGGAAUUCAUACGCCUCCACCGCCCUGCGCCCCGGACUCCUUCACAGCUACUCGCCAUUUGCCCCCUCCCUCGCUGACAAGAUCACUCUGAAGAGGGGCUAGUAAGAAAUAAAUACUUUAAAGAGAUACAGUUAGUAACAUAGUUUAGUGUGGUGUUAUAAACGUGUCACACAUCAUGUCGGGGAGUGAAGAUGACAGAGAUGACUUCGGACCAACGGAUGAAAGUGCACUCGUACAUGAUGAAGAGGAGCCUGAAGAGCCCUCUGAGGUUGAAGCCCCAAAAUCCAAGAAGAAGAAGAAGGCCAAGAAGAGUCGUGAGAGUCGGAGCAGUAAGAGGCAGAAACCCCCCAAAGAGCCGGAAGUGCCACUGAGUUCUCCCGAAGCUCUGGAGGCCGUGGGCCUGGCUGAGGUCGAGGAGGAGGAGAGGGUGGCAGCCAGGUCGGAGAGUGAGGGCAGCGACUAUGCCCCCAGCAAGAAGAAGAAGAAGAAGUCCAGCUCCUCCAGAGACCGAAAGAAACCAUCAACGGCAGAAAAGAACAGUGGUGGAAGGAACAAAAGGAAAGAGCCAGAGCCAGAGGAUGAGGAAGAUGACGAUGAUGAUGGUCAGGAACCUAAGACAUCAGCCCAGCUGUUGGAGAACUGGGGCAUGAAGGAUAUCGAUUACGCCUUUACCCAGCAGGACUACAGCUCCCUUACCAACUACAAAGCCUUCAGUCAGUUUGUCAGGCCGCUCAUAGCUGCGAAAAACCCCAAGAUCGCCGUUUCGAAGAUGAUGAUGGUCCUGGGUGCCAAGUGGCGUGAGUUCAGCACCAACAACCCACUCCGCGGCUCUGCCAGUGCCAGCGCUGCCCUGGCCGCCGCCAACGUGGCUGUCGCCGUGGAGAGCAUGGUGUCGGGGGGCAGCGGGCCGGACGGAGCGGGCACCACCGGGACCCCCGCACCCGCUAACACCCCCCCAGCGCCACCCCCUCCCCCUCCCCCUCCUCCACCGGCGCCGCAGCAGCCAGCCGCACCGCCCCCACCCCCUGCUCCGCCACUUCGCAAGGCCAAGACCAAAGAGGGCAAAGGCCCCAACGCUCGCAAGAAGAGCAGACCCCCUCCCAAGCCUGCAGACAAGAAGUCCAAAGCCAAGAAGGUGGCUCCCCUCAAGAUCAAACUGGGCAGCUUCAAGAGGAAGCGCUCCUCGAGUGGCGAGGAUGAGGAGGGCGACAGUGACUUUGACCGCUUCUCUGUGUCCGAUGGCUCCGGCCGAAGCAGCCGCUCCAAGAAGAAGCCCAAGAGCUCCAAGAAAAAGAAGAAAGUGGAUGAGGAUGCUGAUGGCUAUGAGACUGACCAUCAGGACUACUGUGAGGUGUGUCAGCAGGGCGGCGAGAUCAUCCUGUGUGACACGUGCCCCAGAGCCUACCACAUGGUGUGUCUGGACCCAGACAUGGAGAAGGCCCCCGAGGGCACCUGGAGCUGCCCACACUGCGAGAAGGAGGGCAUCCAGUGGGAGGCGCGUGAGGAGAGCUCGGAGGGGGAGGAGGCGGAGGAGGAGGCGCGGAGGGACGAGGGGGAGGUGGAGGAGGACGACCACCACAUGGAGUUCUGCCGCGUGUGCAAGGACGGUGGGGAGCUCCUCUGCUGCGACACCUGCCCCUCCUCCUACCACCUGCACUGCCUCAACCCGCCCCUGCCCGACAUCCCCAACGGAGAGUGGAUUUGCCCACGCUGCCUGUGUCCUGCAAUGAAAGGGAAGGUCCAGAAGGUUCUGAUUUGGCGCUGGGGUCAAGCCCCACCCCCUAUCCCAGUGCCCCGCCCAACAGACCUCCCGGCCGACGCCCCUGACCCCAAGCCCAUGGUGGGCCGCCCCGAGAGGGAGUUCUUCGUCAAGUGGUGCAACAUGUCCUACUGGCACUGUUCAUGGGUCCAGGAACUACAGCUGGAGCUGAACUGCCAGGUCAUGUUCCGUAACUACCAGCGCAAGACGGACAUGGACGAGCCCCCGAGCGUGGAUCUGGGCGCCGAGGGCGACGAGGAUAAGAGCACCAAGAGGAAGAUCAAAGACCCCACGUACGCACGCAUGGACGACGAGUUUGGACGCUACGGCGUCAAGAUGGAGUGGCUCCUCAUUCACCGCGUCCUCAACCACAGUGUGGAUAAGAAGGGCAACGUGCACUACCUGAUCAAGUGGAGAGACCUGCCCUAUGACCAGUCCACCUGGGAGAGCGAGGACAUGGAGAUACCUGAGAUCGACACCUUCAAACAGCACUACUGGAACCACAGAGACCUGAUGAUUGGUGAGGAGGUGCGGCCAGGAAAGAAACUGAAGAAGGUGAAAGUGAAGCGGACGGAGAAGCCUCCAGCGAACCCAGUGGUGGAUCCCACCAUUAAGUUUGACCGCCAGCCGGACUACCUGGACACCACGGGCGGGACGCUGCACCCGUACCAACUGGAGGGGCUGAACUGGCUGCGCUUCUCCUGGGCACAGGGCACCGACACCAUCCUGGCCGACGAGAUGGGCCUGGGCAAGACCGUGCAGACCGCAGUGUUCCUCUACUCCCUCUACAAAGAGGGUCACUCUAAAGGUCCAUUCCUGGUGAGUGCCCCCCUGUCCACCAUCAUAAACUGGGAGCGUGAGUUUGAGAUGUGGGCGCCGGACAUGUAUGUGGUCACUUACGUGGGAGACAAGGACAGCAGGGCUGUCAUCCGGGAGAACGAGUUCAGCUUCGAGGACAACGCCAUCCGAGGAGGCAAAAAGGCCUCAAAGAUGAAGAAAGAGGCUACAGUGAAGUUCCAUGUGCUGCUGACAUCCUACGAGCUGAUCACCAUCGACCAGGCCAUCCUGGGCUCCAUCGACUGGGCCUGCCUGGUGGUGGAUGAAGCCCACCGCCUCAAGAACAAUCAGUCGAAGUUCUUCCGAGUGUUGAAUAACUACCCUCUCCAGCACAAACUGCUGCUCACUGGCACUCCCCUGCAGAACAACCUGGAAGAGCUUUUUCAUCUGCUUAACUUCCUCACUCCUGAGAGGUUCAAUAAUCUGGAGGGUUUUCUGGAGGAGUUUGCCGACAUCGCUAAGGAGGACCAGAUCAAGAAGCUCCAUGACAUGCUGGGCCCGCACAUGCUCAGGAGGCUCAAGGCGGACGUGUUCAAACACAUGCCCUCCAAAACCGAGCUCAUCGUCCGAGUGGAGCUCAGCCCCAUGCAGAAGAAGUACUAUAAGUACGUGCUGACGCGCAACUUUGAAGCACUGAACACACGUGGUGGUGGCAACCAGACAUCUCUGCUCAACGUGGUGAUGGACCUGAAGAAGUGCUGUAAUCACCCCUUCCUCUUCCCCAACGCUGCCCUUGAGGCUCCCAAGAUGCCCAAUGGGAUGUACGAGGGGAGCUCCCUGACCAAGGCCUCUGGGAAACUCAUGCUGCUGUACAAGAUGCUCAAAAAACUCAAGGACGGGGGCCACAGGGUCCUUAUAUUCUCACAGAUGACCAAGAUGUUAGACCUGCUGGAGGACUUUCUGGAGAAUGAAGGCUAUAAAUACGAGCGCAUCGAUGGAGGUGUGACUGGCUCCAUGAGGCAGGAGGCUAUCGAUAGGUUCAACGCUCCUGGUGCCCCCCAGUUUGUGUUUCUGCUGUCGACGCGAGCGGGCGGCCUGGGCAUCAACCUGGCCACCGCUGACACGGUCAUCAUCUACGACUCCGACUGGAACCCCCACAACGACAUCCAGGCUUUCAGCAGAGCUCACCGUAUAGGUCAGAACAAGAAGGUGAUGAUCUACCGCUUCGUCACCAAGGCCUCUGUGGAGGAACGGAUUACUCAGGUGGCCAAGAAGAAGAUGAUGCUGACCCAUCUGGUGGUGCGGCCCGGCCUGGGCUCCAAGGCCGGCUCCAUGUCCAAGCAGGAGCUGGACGACAUCCUCAAGUUCGGGACGGAGGAGCUCUUCAAGGACGAGCUGGGACGAAUGCCGGAUGGAGACACUAAGGAGGAGGACAGCAGUGUGAUUCACUAUGACGACAAAGCCAUCGACAGGCUGCUGGACCGCAACCAGGACGCCACCGAGGACAACGAGAUGCAGAGCAUGAACGAGUACCUGAGCUCCUUCAAGGUGGCCCAGUACGUGGUCAAGGAUGAGGACGAGGAGGAGGAGGAGGAGGAGCGUGAGAUUAUUAAGCAGGAGGAGAGUGUGGACCCAGACUACUGGGAGAAGCUGUUGCGCCAUCACUACGAGCAGCACCAGGAGUACCUGGGCCGUGACCUGGGCAAGGGAAAGCGCCCACGCAAGCCUGUCAACUACAACGACUGCUCGCAGGAGGACCGAGGUAGUAGACGGGAUUGGCAGGAUGACCAGUCUGAUAACCAAUCAGAUUACUCUGUGGCUUCAGAGGAGGGUGACGAAGACUUUGAUGAACGUGCGGAAGCUGCUAACUCACGCCGGCCGAACCGCAAGGGGCUGAGAAAUGACCGAGACAAGCCACUGCCCCCCCUACUGGCCAGGGUGGGCGGCAACAUCGAGGUGUUGGGCUUUAAUGCCCGUCAGAGGAAGGCCUUCUUGAAUGCAGUGAUGCGUUAUGGGAUGCCUCCUCAGGACGCCUUCACCACCCAGUGGCUGGUCAGGGACCUGCGGGGGAAAUCAGAGAAGGAGUUCAAAGCAUACGUGUCACUCUUCAUGCGACACCUCUGUGAACCGGGAGCUGAUGGGGCAGAGACGUUUGCGGACGGGGUCCCACGGGAGGGGUUGUCACGGCAACACGUCCUGACGCGCAUUGGUGUGAUGUCACUCAUUCGCAAAAAGGUCCAGGAGUUUGAGCAUGUGAAUGGUCAGUGGUCGAUGCCCUGGAUGAAGGAGCUGGAGGAGAGCAAGAAAGCAGCCGCUGUUGCCACGGGAGACGACCCCAAGACACCCUCCACUGGAACACCAGCAGACACCCAACCUAACACACCUGCCCCAGAGGACGCCUCGAAGGCGGACGAUGGGAAGGAUGCGGAGGACAAGAUGGAGAGAGAUGGGGAGAUGGACUUGAGGAGAGUGAAGUCUGACGAGCCUGAGAUCAUUGAGAUCCCUGACGAGAGUGACAAGUCGCCCACCCCCGAGAGCGAGGAGAAGCAGGCGUCCGAGGACGACUCUAAGCCUGCCCCGUCAGAGGAUGGAGCGAGCGCAGAGGCGGAGAAAGAGAAACCAAAGGAUGACAGAGAGGAGGAGGAGAAGACUAAAGAGGCGGAGGAGGAGGAGGAGCUCAAGUCAGAGGGGGCGGAGGAAACAAAGGCCAAAGAGGAAUGUAAGGAGGAGAAAAUGGACACAAGCUCUACAGCAGAUGAGAAAAAAGAACCAAAGGAAGAGAAGGAUAACGUGAAGACAGAAGAGAGUGGGAAGCUGCAGAAUGGAGAGACCAUGAAGGAGGCCAGCGGAGGAAUGGAUGUAGUGAUCGAGGAGAAGAAGAAAGCUGCAGCCAAGCAGCGCUUCAUGUUCAACAUUGCUGAUGGAGGCUUCACAGAGUUACACUCCUUGUGGCAGAAUGAGGAGAGGGCUGCUACAGUCACCAAGAAGACCUAUGAGAUCUGGCACCGUCGCCAUGACUACUGGCUUCUGGCUGGCAUCAUACAACACGGGUACGCCCGCUGGCAGGAUGUGCAGAACGACGUGCGCUUUGCCAUCCUCAACGAGCCCUUCAAGGGAGAGAUGAGCCGCGGAAAUUUCCUGGAGAUCAAGAACAAGUUCCUUGCUCGCCGCUUUAAGCUGUUGGAGCAGGCUCUGGUGAUUGAGGAGCAGCUGAGGAGGGCUGCAUACCUGAACAUGUCGGAGGACCCGUCGCACCCCAGCAUGGCCCUCAACACACGCUUCAGCGAGGUCGAGUGUCUGGCCGAGUCCCACCAGCACCUCAGCAAGGAGUCCAUGUCAGGGAACAAGCCUGCUAAUGCUGUGCUUCAUAAAGUUCUCAAACAACUGGAAGAGCUGCUCAGUGACAUGAAGGCCGACGUCACCCGUCUCCCGGCGACCAUCGCCCGGAUACCGCCGGUGGCCGUGCGGCUGCAGAUGUCCGAGCGGAACAUCCUGAGCCGGCUGGCGAGCCGCGGGCCAGAGGUCGCGCAGACGCAAACGCCCCGCUGACCACCACGUGACCCCUCAGGGAAGGAGGACGGAGGCCUGCACUCGAUCUCAGUCUCCCUCCUCCUCUUCCUCCUCCUCUUCCUCUUCUACUGUACAUAACCCCCCCCCCCCCCUCCUCCCCCAGAAGCACAGGAGGGCUCCAUGGUAGACGUUACCACGGUAGCUGUCUCUGUGGAGAAAAGCAGGGAUGACAUUCAAGCACCUCAGCACGCACUUCUCCCUCGACUCAUUUUUGACUCUCCAUCGCUCGCUCUCUCUCUCUCUCCUCUUUCUCUUUUCACUGCAUCUGUUCUGCAUUCAGGGUGGGGGUGAGAUUUAGAGAACCAUUUAGAGGACUGAUGCUUCUGACACACACACACACACACACACACACACACACACACACACACACACACACAUGCAGAGAGAGAGAGAAAUACAGAGAGAGUUACACACCUAAACACACAGACAGAUGGAAAGACACAGCACAUGAUAGCCCUGUUGUGUUGCCAGGGUCUCUUGUCACCAAAGCCAUCACACACUGUUUCUUUUCUGAAAGCAAUAAAACUCAAACACAAACUCUACUGUAAGAUACUACAAAAGCAAGAAAGGGAAUUUCAUGUUGUUUGUAACGUUUUUAUGAGUUCAAUCAGGUUGCAGGUUGCUAUAAGUAAAAGAUCCUGCUGAAGCGUCAAUGCCACAUAUUAACUCACAUGAUGACUGGGCCCAGUUCACUUUUUGUAGAGUGUGUGUGUGUGUGUGUGUGUGUGCAUCUGCGUGUGAUGAUGGUGCCCCCCCCCCCCCCCCAUACACACACACACACACACACACACACACACACACACACACACACACUCAUACACACACACACACACACACUGCACAGAAGCUUAACAGGGUUUCCUUUUUUGUAGUUUUUGUACCUUCUCCCAGCCACCAUGCACUGAGUUAGAUCAAGACACCCCUCCCCCUUCUGCACAUCUACAUUCCUGAUUGGUCCCUAGAUGAUGCCAUCACACCUGUCAGCCUCGCCCACCUUUGUCCGAUGUAAAGACCUGCAUUGUUAAAUCCCUGGAUAACACAAGUGUGGCUAUUUAAUUUAAGGUAGUUUUUUUAUUAUUGGUAUUGAAAGGUUCAAUUGUUAUGCUUUGUAAUAUUGCUGUUAUUACCAUUUUCUUGUUUCUAUGAGUACUGAUUAUGGUUUUUGAGACCUACAAUAAAACCAAGGGAAAAAGA